This is a messenger RNA of Pichia membranifaciens NRRL Y-2026, 699 nucleotides long. RefSeq lists its product as hypothetical. Lineage: Eukaryota; Fungi; Ascomycota; Pichiomycetes; Pichiales; Pichiaceae. The record is from RefSeq and is a predicted model, not a curated record. The transcript has a single exon. Bases 1 to 699 code for a protein of 232 amino acids.
AUGCAGCCUAUCAAUUUUCAAACUGAGGCAGCAGAAGCGAUUGAACGCCAAACCCGGGAAGAACUCGGCAUCCCAGACGAGACGUUUACUAACAGUUUAGGCGUGGCGGCUCCUGUCAAUAAAAGGCGUAGUUCGAUUAUCGAAUAUAAGCAUGAAUUACAGAAAAAAAUAAAUUUGGGCAAUGAUGACUGCUACAAAGUGGAAAGAGCUUUAGCUGAUGUUGAAGUCAACAAUGAUUACGCGUCUUUUGCCAGUGCGGUAAUUGAAAUCAAUCAGAAUAUAAGGCUAAUGGCACAAGAUCUAAACAGGAGGCUUGACAGGAUGGACGGCAGACUAGAUAGGAUGGACGGCAGACUAGAUAGGAUGGAAGGCAGACUAGAUAGGAUGGAAGUUGGACUGGAAAAGAUUACUCCUUUAAUGUUAUAUGUUCGGGUGUCGGAAAAUUUUCGGCGGCGAGACUCAGGAUUAACUCAAAUUCCGGUUCCUUUCAUAGUAGGCGAAGGCCCUCAAAACACAGAUCUACCUAUUAUUGAGUCUGUUAAAGAUAUUGAAAGCUUGAGUAAGCCACAAGUUAAGCGCUAUCUAACCGGUUAUGCAGUCGAUCAUGAUGCGAAUGCCGUCAGAAAGGAGUUAAAAGCUAUAUUGAGAGACACAUUGGGUUAUUCUACUGCUGCUGACCUACGUUUUAGUUUCACUUGA